Fusarium pseudograminearum CS3096 is the source of this 771-nucleotide messenger RNA. RefSeq lists its product as uncharacterized. Bases 1 to 771 code for a protein of 256 amino acids. NCBI's taxonomy places the organism in Eukaryota, Fungi, Ascomycota, Sordariomycetes, Hypocreales, Nectriaceae. The record is from RefSeq and is a predicted model, not a curated record. The transcript has 2 exons.
AUGGCUACCGUCGUUAUCAUACCUGGCUCUUUCGCGAAGCCCUCACUCUACGAACAUCUCGUUCAAAGUCUCGCUCGCGAUGGCAUACAAUCCGAGAUUGUCGACUUACCUUCUGUCGGUCGAAAGGAGGGUAAAGCCCCUGCUACCCUGAGCGAUGACGUUGAUGAAAUCGCUUCUGUCGUGGAGAAAAUACUAGACGAGGACAAAGAAGUCAUCUUGCUGGCCCAUUCAUACGGUGGCAUACCGGCUACUCAAAGCCUGGAAACACUUUCACAGAAAGCGCGACAAUCCCAGGGGAAGAAGAGCGGCGUCACCAAGAUCGUUUACCUUGCUGCGGUGGCGCUACCCGUCGGCGGAUCCGUCCUGGCAUUGCUAACUGCCCCAGACUAUCUCAUAAUCGAGGCAAGUUCACCUUUCUUUCAUAACGAGGAUGAUUACAUGACCCUCACACCUGAAUGCGCACCCUUCAUCUACUCAGAAUCACCACCUGAAGAAGCUCUCAAGCUGGCAAGAGAACUACCACAGCACUCGACGGCUUCAUACAGAGAUCAACUUACAUAUGCUGGCUACAAAGAUGCCGAGGUGCAUUACAUAAUCUGUGAACAAGACAAACUUGUUUUCCCAGAGUACCAAUUUGGUAUGCUUGAGUUACUCAAAGGCAUGACGAAUGGCAAAGUUGGGGUUCAUAAGAUCCAGAGCGGACAUGCACCUCAUCUCAGCCAGCCUGACAAUCUCACCAAAAUAAUCAGGCAGAUCGUAGAAGAGAAGUAA